Molecule: messenger RNA, 3759 nt
Organism: Paraglomus occultum
Lineage: Eukaryota; Fungi; Glomeromycota; Glomeromycetes; Paraglomerales; Paraglomeraceae
Source: the annotation of a GenBank genome assembly
AUGAGCGAUGGCAAUCUGCAAACAGGUGGCAAUCUCCAAACAGGCGACAAUACUAUCAUAGUUCACACUGGGAACGAGGAUAUUUCUAUAAUUAUAGAGACUGUUGAUACUAAUACGGAUCGCACUAUUACAUUAGGCACAGACACUCACACUUCAAAUACAAUAGAACUAGAGGUGGCUUCAGAUGGACAGACACAAUACUCAAAUACAUCGACUACUCAACUAAAUCCCAUAGACUUCCAAGAAGACAGCAUAUCAAACGACUCAACGGAAAACUCCCCUUUCGCUUUUACUACUACCCAACUAUCAUCUCUCCUAGACCCGAAAGACAUAACACAUUUAAAAAAUUUGGGGGGAGUCGAUGGAAUUGUGAAAGGACUUCACACUGACCUUCAUGCCGGAAUAUCAAAUGACGAAAUAGCACCAUUAGAACCCAUUACAUUAGAAGAGAUAUCUGGAAAAGAACUAUCAUAUGCUAAGAAACAUACAUUUACUACGACAUUGACCACCCCUUUUGCGCAACGAAUAAGUGCAUUUGGUGUCAAUGUCCUUCCCACCCGUAAACCAAAAUCAAUAUUUGCACUAAUGUGGAUAGCCAUGCAAGAUAAGAUAUUAAUUUUACUCGCCAUUGCUGCUGUUGUAUCCCUUGGGUUAGGGUUGUACGAAGAUUUCGGAGUCAAACAUGCAAGCACUCCUGAUGGAGUACAACAACCAAAGGUAAGUUGGGUUGAAGGAGUAGCAAUCAUCGUGGCUAUAUUUAUCGUGAUUAUGGUCGGCAGUGUAAACGAUUGGCAGAAAGAAAAACAAUUUCAAAAACUGAACGCAAAGAAAGAGGAUAGAGACGUUAAAGUUAUUAGAGAUGGUAAAGAGCAGCUGUUAUCAGUGCACAAAAUCCUAGUAGGCGAUUUGUUACAGUUGGAACCUGGCGAUAUUAUUGCUGUUGAUGGAAUAUUGGUCAGUGGUCAUAAUCUCAAAUGCGACGAAUCAGCCGCCACUGGAGAAAGUGACGCUAUUCGAAAAUUAAAAUACGAGGAUUGCAUAGAUUCGGAUGUAAAGGCAGACCCAUUCAUCAUAAGUGGCAGUAAAGUACUCGAAGGUGUCGGUACGUACAUUGUCACAGCAGUAGGAAUUAAUUCAUAUCACGGGCGUACUAUGAUGUCCCUCAGAAGUGAACCGGAAGAUACACCGUUACAGGAGAAGUUAAAUGAUCUUGCAGAAAAAAUAGCAAAAUUGGGAGGAGCAGCAGCAUUGUUAAUGUUUAUUGUAUUGUUGAUCAAGUAUUUCGUCGCCUUUAAAGACGGCGUGCCCGCGGCUACGACAGUUGUUGAAUCUCUGACGCGAAUUGUAAUAUCGACUGUUACUGUCGUUGUCGUGGCUGUACCUGAAGGAUUACCAUUGGCUGUUACACUAGCUCUCGCGUUUGCUACAACUCGUAUGCUGAAAGACAACAAUCUCGUCCGCGUUCUCUCGGCCUGCGAAACCAUGGGUAAUGCUACAACAAUAUGUUCAGACAAGACGGGCACCCUCACUCAAAACAAGAUGACGGUCGUCGCCGGCACAAUUAGCCAAUCGGUCUCGUUUGUAAAGGAUCCCGUAGCACAUUCGCAAUCACUCAAGAACGGACCAUCUACACUAUCCAUCAAGCAACUAGAGAAUCCGAUGGCCAUAACCGAUUUGACUAGAACACUUCCCAAGAAUGUUACACGCGUACUUGAAGAAUCAAUUGCAAUUAACUCUACUGCAUUCGAGGGAGAAACGAAUAGUGACGGAAAGAUUACUUUUGUCGGAUCAAAGACAGAGACUGCUUUACUUGAACUUUUAAUGGAGCUGGGCUUGAAGGAAUAUAAAAAAUUACGCGAGGAUGCUCAAAUAGUACAACUUUUUCCGUUCAAUUCUGAUCGCAAAGCGAUGGGAGUGGUAGUCAAAAUCUCUUCAACAAAAUGGCGUUUCUACGUUAAAGGUGCAAGUGAAGUUCUCGUCAGCAAAUCCCGAUACAUAAUAGACAUUGAGUCGAAUACGGAAAACCCGUCAUCAUUCUCUCCACAUGCAAAAGAUUUGACGCAGGAAAGUUUGGACACGCUGAAAAACAUGAUUACGUACUAUGCCAGUCAAUCUUUACGCACUAUCGCUAUGUGUUAUCGCGACUUUGAAGAAUGGCCUCCGGCAAAUAUGAACACUUCUAAUGAAAAUAAGGCAUUUGAGCAUUUGUUUGACGAUAUCACGCUCAUUGGAAUCUUUGGUAUAGAGGAUCCGCUGAGAGAAGGAGUUAGGGAGGCGGUGCUUAAUUGUAAAAAGGCCGGUGUAUACGUACGGAUGGUAACGGGUGAUAAUAUAUUGACUGCCAAGUCAAUCGCUACUCAAUGUGGAAUAUAUACGGGUGGGAAGAUAAUGGAAGGACCUGUAUUUAGGAAUCUACCGACUGCCGAGAGGGACGCUAUUAUUCCAAAUCUACAAGUACUCGCUCGUUCUAGUCCCGAGGAUAAGAGAAUACUCGUUAGCAGACUAAAAGAAUUAGGCGAAAUUGUUGCUGUGACUGGAGACGGUACUAACGACGGUCCUGCACUGAAGACCGCCGACGUCGGGUUCUCUAUGGGUAUUGCUGGGACAGAAGUAGCCAAAGAAGCGUCGGCGAUUAUAUUGAUGGACGAUAACUUUUCGAGUAUUGUUAAAGCCAUAAUGUGGGGAAGAAGUGUAAAUGAUGCCGUCAAAAAGUUCCUCCAAUUCCAAUUGACUGUUAACGUAACGGCCGUGCUAUUGACCUUUAUUUCUGCAGUAAGCAGCGACGAGGAAAAAUCUGUGUUAAAAGCAGUGCAAUUGCUAUGGGUUAAUCUAAUUAUGGACACUUUUGCAGCUCUGGCUCUUGCGACCGACCCUCCCACGCUCGAUUUACUUGAUAGGAAACCUGAACCACGUACUGCACCGCUGAUUUCAUUUGACAUGUGGAAAAUGAUUAUUGGACAGAGCAUAGUUCAAUUAGCUGUUACUCUUCUUCUGCUAUACGGAGGAGAAUCAUUGUUACAGUACGGGGCCGAUCAAUUGCAAACUCUAAUUUUUAAUACUUUUGUGUUCUUUCAAAUAUUCAACGAAAUUAACUGCCGCCGAUUAGACAACAAACUGAACAUAUUCAAGGGAAUUUUGGCCAAUCGAUUCUUUCUGUUUAUAUUCGUUGUGAUGGUGGGCGGACAAGCAAUGAUUGUUAACUUUGGCGGAGCUGCAUUCCAAGUGACUAGAUUAAAUGGAGUACAAUGGGCUAUUUCUCUAGGUUUAGGAUUUAUAUCUAUCCCGAUCGGAGUGAUAAUACGAUUAAUUCCUAACGCACCAUUACGACGCUUAAUAGCUGGUUUGAAAAUCCCUGGAAAGAAGACAGGAACGGGUACGCUAGCUAAACGGUCUGAUACAUUUGGACUUGGCAAGGAAGAAUGGAAUCCUGCUAUUGCUAACGUAAGACAGAAAUUAUUCGUCUUUAAAACAAUUCGUGGUGGUAGACUACGCGCGUCCAGGUUGCAUAUUGGACACGAUAAAGAGCGCGCAGCCAAGAGAUCAGAUGCGUUUGCUGCAGCAGCCAUGGUUCCUAGUUUAGUCGCUACAUCAGUCGGAGCGGGAUGGUCACCGAAUGCGGCGAACCGAUCAUCUCGACAUAAUAGUGAUAUGCAGUUAGAUGUAGGUGAGACGUUGGCUCAUCAGAUACAAAGAAUGAGUACGUCAAGUAGUACUAUUGUCGAGAAUGUCGAGAAUAUUGAGAUGCAGAGGAAAUCGUAA